Molecule: messenger RNA, 928 nt
Organism: Calliphora vicina (urban bluebottle blowfly)
Lineage: Eukaryota; Metazoa; Arthropoda; Insecta; Diptera; Calliphoridae
Product: brachyurin-like
Exons: 1
Coding region: 38-886 (282 amino acids)
Biological process (GO): proteolysis
Molecular function (GO): serine-type endopeptidase activity
Source: RefSeq, a predicted model, not a curated record
UUCAAAAAGAUAGUAGUCAAUUCGAUACGGUUUGACAAUGAAAACAUUUAUUGCUCUAAGUUUACUCGUAGCUGUUGUAUCAGCAGGCGUUAUGCCUGCUGUCGAACAACGUCUGCCAUUGGUACCUGUGAUGCCAUUGGAAGAAUUGGAAGGACGUAUUACCAACGGUGAACUUGCCAAGCCUGGUCAAUUUCCUUAUCAAGUUGGUCUAAGUUUGGUCUUCGGAAACUCUGGUGCCUGGUGCGGUGGUACUUUGAUAUCUAACCGUUGGGUAUUGACUGCUGCUCAUUGUACCGAUGGUGCUGAUGGUGUAACUGUAUACUUGGGCGCCACUGACAUCAAGAACGAUAACGAAAAGGGUCAACAAAGAAUAUACUCCUCCAAAGCCAACAUUGUCGUACAUGCCAAUUGGGUACCCAGCACCUUGACUAACGAUAUUUCCUUGAUCAAAUUGCCCGUCCCUGUUGAAUUCAACGAUCUUAUUCAGCCUGCCACUCUACCCAAGAUGGAUGGUAAAUACUCUACCUAUGAAGGAGAUUUAGUUUGGGCCUCAGGUUGGGGUAGGGAUAGUGAUGCCGCCACCGCUGUUUCUCCAGUCCUUCGUUACAUUGAAGCUCCCGUUUUGAAACAAUCCACCUGCAAAACUUACUACUUGGGCUCCGUUACCGAUAAGAUGAUUUGCAUCAAAUCUGUGGAUAAGAAAUCCACAUGCAAUGGCGACUCUGGCGGUCCUUUGGUAUAUAAGGAAGGUGGUGUCAACUAUGUCAUUGGUGCUACCUCAUUUGGCAUUGCUUUGGGUUGCGAAAAGGGCUGGCCAGGUGUAUUCACCAGAGUUACUGCCUACUUGGAUUGGAUCGAAGAAAUCUCUGGUGUUGUCAACAAGUAAUUUAUUUGAAUUGAGUAUAAAUAAUAAAACAAUGAACUGAAA